Molecule: messenger RNA, 1212 nt
Organism: Cydia pomonella (codling moth)
Lineage: Eukaryota; Metazoa; Arthropoda; Insecta; Lepidoptera; Tortricidae
Exons: 2
Coding region: 399-1049 (216 amino acids)
Source: RefSeq, a predicted model, not a curated record
AUGGCAACCUAUUUUACUGAAAUGUCAAAAACCUACGGUCAAACUAAACGUCAACAAACAACUACUUCAAAAUGUUUUAUUAACAACAGUUUCUAAACAGUAACUAAAAUUAUAGUAAAAUUAAUAAGAUAUUUCAUAAUUUAAGCAAGAAAUAUCAUACCUUCCCCUAAGUACAUAUUCGUCAAAAAUGAGUGCUUUCCUACCUUUUCAAGUAGUCGCACUGUUAUUUAAGCUCUGUUGGGUCAUAGUUCCCGUCCUCCUUUUUCUGUGCCUCGCGGGCACCUACAUAUUAUGGCAGAUGAAUGGUUACGAGGAAAGAAUACAAGAUAAAGUGAACGAUAUCGUCACCGCCUUCCUCAUGUACUAACGUCAGCUGUUCUCAUGGCAACGGGUUUGUUAUGGCAACAACGCUCGAUCAAACGAUGGCUACAGACGAGGAAAAAUCGAAGUUGGCCAAACUUCUUCAAGGAUUGGAAGUGCCAGAAGUGAAAUUAACCGAGAAGUGUCGAGAUAUAGUGAAUUUGUUCCAUGAAAAGUUUGAUAAGGAGGUCGAGGAGGAAGAGAUGAGAGAUCGGGUUGCCAGAGAGACGGAAAUAUUUGACGAGAAUCCAUAUAAGGUUGACAAAGCGUUGCUGGAAGAAAAUGAGAGAAAACUGCGUGAGUUGCUUGCUAUGGGAAAACAAGCCAAAAAGGAGUUUAAAGAAAACGUCCUUUCUGGAGCCGAUCCCAAGCGACCAUGGCGUACCCAUACCAGCAAAGAAAAGUUACUCCGCAUCGACAACGAACUCAAGCGCCAUCAUGAAGUGGGCUCCUUAGCCAUAGCACCCAUGGCUGACGGUGACAUGAGGGACCUCGUCAAAGAGUGCCAGGAAGAAACCCAACUUUCUGCUAAGAUCUCAGCCGAAAGACUUAGAGAUACAGUCGAUUCGGCAAAGAGAAAUCUACCCAAUUUCCAAUACAGGAAGAUUGAUAAUGGCACAGCUACUGCUAUUUUACCAGAGGCACAUGAACCUCCUUCAACUCAAGAUGUAACUAUUCUGAAAAAUUAAGUUGUUUGGAUGAUUAUACAACAUUUGGAAUAUUUAGGUUUAUGAACUUGUGCCUGCAUGAAUCUUCCACUUACUAGCUUCUAAUUAUAAAAAUACAGGCCAUAUUGUGAUGAACUUUUGAAUCCAAAAAGAUUACUUUUAAUAUAAACACAUUGACAAGUAA